Messenger RNA from Bursaphelenchus xylophilus (pine wood nematode), 2400 nucleotides. Lineage: Eukaryota; Metazoa; Nematoda; Chromadorea; Rhabditida; Aphelenchoididae. The record is from the annotation of a GenBank genome assembly.
AUGAGACAGCUCGAAGCCCUGGUCGUCCGAUCAGAAGCUGUGGUCAACUACCGCCCACUCAUCAGUCCUGGUUCCAACGCAGCCAUUUUGCGCCCGAUUGACUUCCUGUUACCAGCUGGCACAAAGUCCUUGGAGCCUCCGUCGACGGAACACUAUCCAGACGAUCCUGAAUGGGUACCGCAAGAUCGGCUUGAGCAGCGUCUUCAAAGGCUCAAAGGGCUACAAGAGAAGAACUUGGAUAAGUUCUGGACCAUUUGGAAGACAGCCUAUCUGCAGUCUAUCGCCACAAACGAACAUCAAGCUAGCAACACCAAAACCCAACGAACCACCCCUAGAAUCGGAGAGACUGUGCUCAUUCAUGACGACACCCAGCCCCGCUCCAAUUGGAAGUACGGUACAGUAAAGUCUUGUCAGCCCGAUCGCGACGGAGUUCACCGAGUGGCCACAAUCGCCUUACCAGACGGAAAGGAAUUACAACGCGCCUUGCCGCACCUGUAUCCGUUGGAAAUACGCCCGCCACCAAAACAAGAAACAGACGAGGCUUCUGACACCGAAGACGAUGUCCAACCCGCAUCCGCACAUACGUCUUCAGGCACUGCCCAAACCGGCCAACCCGCACCUCUGGUGCCUUCUACAGAACCAGCCAGUCCUCCAGAUGACGUCAGUGCGCGGCCCCAGCGCGCAGCUCGCCGCAGCGCCAAAAACAACAUCAAACAAUGGGCUGCGCUGUUGUUGACAAUUGUAACGCUUAGCGGAUGCAUAUCAAUAGCACAGGGACAAUCGCCUUUUGUCUGCGCACACGGCGGGAAAACGGUCAUCUGGACCCCGCCACCAAUUAUACCAGACUGCCAAGAAAUCACCAACAAGAAGAUGAUUCCUGCAACGGCGAAACUGUUCGAGCACAACAGAGCUACAUUUACCACAAAGGCCACACGAUGUCGAAUACAUCACGACCGGUUUGAGCUCUGGACAGAUCCCAACGGCCGACAACGUUCGGAAGCGAGAAGAAUCGCGCCAGAAACGCCGAUAACCACCACGGAAUGCCGGCAAAUGGAAGCUCAAGGGACAUGCAGAUAUGGCUCCCUUCAACAACGAGGGUCAAUCUGGAAGACCGCUGAAGAACUAAGCAAUGACGAAUUUCCUGGACGGUUCUACAGCCUGUUUUCGGCUAAAAUCAUCGAGACAAAGAACUGCAUUCUCGACCAUCUCAAUGUCUACGCGACGCACCGAAAUGUAACACCAUUUGCGACCGAUGCCGAGCUGAAGGAUUGCAGCUAUGGAAAUGGAAAAUGCAGAAUCAGCGACCAGGAAAUCCUUGUUUGGGAACCUAAUCCUCAUCAAGCUGACGAAUUCCGGUUUAUUGAAGAAAUCGAAGGAGUAACCGACAAUAAUUCUUCCUUCAACGACUUUAAGAACAGCCGACGGUUCACGUUCCAAAACAAGACGGUGCUGAUUAAUGGAAAGGAGGCAUUGCUGACCAAUCAAGGUUUCGCAAUCAUCAUAACCUCCCGACAUCAACGAGGUAUCGGUGAAGAGCGCGCGGCACGAGAACAGUACACUGAAUUUCGUGACUACCAACGAUCCGCUCGAAUGGCCUCACAUUUCUGCGAAUUGACGAAAAAAUUGGCCAAGAUCGUCAGAUCAAUGUCCGACGAAAAUCCGGUACCACUGUUAAAGAUCGCAUUCAAUACCAGUGCAGUCAAGGUACGCAAACUGGCUGACGCACUUUUCGAAGUGCAGAUAUGUACCGAAUUACCAGAUGUCAAGUUUGUACCGACCUCUGAGUGCCGUGAAUGGCCCCCAGUUGUGUCAGCCCACUUGCCAAACCACACACAGUGGGUCAUCAAACCAGGAACACUGGAAAUUGUGGAAAAACCUCAACACAUCAACAAUUGCGCAUCAAACAAGACCAUGCACUGGAACGGAAGCUUUGUCGAACUGGAUCACCAGACCGGAUUGCUGCGCCCCUUCAAGGUCCAACAACAAGCACCGCUCUUGAUAAAGAUUUUGGACGACGAAGCGAUAAUCAAGAACUGGGAACUUGCUUCGAGUGAUGUCACCAUGCGACAAAUAAUCGCCGACAUGCACAAGGCAGCGGAAGUUCAACGACAGCUGGGUCCGAUCCGCCGCUCUUCCAAUCCACAGAAGAUCGAGGACGAGGUUGAGGAAUUCCUCAUUCCUUGGUGGGUUUGGAGGACCCUCGACGCCACGUGGCGAUUUAUGGUGACGCUGGUUGUGGCCAUCAAUAUUAUUCAGUUCAUCAGAUGGGCGAGAAUGGUAUCUGCGCCACAAGUCAAAGAGCCAGACAUUGCCCAAAAACCGCGCCGCGAAAGUCCUCCGCAAAGAAGAACUCCGGAUGGUCGCCCGUUGGAUUUUUGGGGAUCGCCUUGUAAUGUUUAA